GUUGAAUAAUAUUCGGUUAUUGCAACCUCAAGACCCCCCGACAUCGCCAGCCAUGCCGAAGGAAAUCCGUGACAUCAAGCAGUUCAUUGACAUUGCCAGGCGAAAGGACGCCUCCCAGGCCCGCAUCAAGAAGAUCAAGUCACGGGUGCCCGGCUCAAAAGAGAAGACGAAGUUCAAGAUUCGCUGCUCACGAUACCUUUACACCCUCUCCCUCGAUGACCCAGAGAAGGCUGAGAAGCUCAAGCAGUCGCUUCCCCCUGGUCUGAAUGUCAUUGACGUGGACAAGAUCCCCAAGAAGAAGUAGACGCGCACUCGCAUUCUGUUUUCAUCCUUCUUUCAUCGGUCUUGUUCGGGGCGGGAGCACGCCGUGUAUGGAGUACGAGUAGCGAGCGGGUGUGGCGGUUGUGCUGGUCAUGGGCGAUGGACGGAAUGUCGUCGGUGGUGGUCACGUCUCUAGGGCGCCUCGUGCAGGCGGAUUGUAUGUUUCUUCACCACCACACCCAAAACUCAAUUAUGCACGCAUGCAUGACACAUGUCCAUCCUUUCUGUCUUCCUAUAUCUGAUCUCGUGCGCUCCUGGGCAACAUUUCC
Messenger RNA from Stereum hirsutum FP-91666 SS1, 590 nucleotides. RefSeq names its product ribosomal protein L38e. NCBI's taxonomy places the organism in Eukaryota, Fungi, Basidiomycota, Agaricomycetes, Russulales, Stereaceae. Gene Ontology annotation, cellular component: ribosome; cytosolic large ribosomal subunit. The record is from RefSeq and is a predicted model, not a curated record. Gene Ontology annotation, biological process: translation; protein-RNA complex assembly. Gene Ontology annotation, molecular function: structural constituent of ribosome. The coding region runs from base 53 to 304 and encodes 83 amino acids. The transcript has 4 exons.